Molecule: messenger RNA, 2010 nt
Organism: Aspergillus lentulus
Lineage: Eukaryota; Fungi; Ascomycota; Eurotiomycetes; Eurotiales; Aspergillaceae
Product: putative protein kinase
Biological process (GO): intracellular signal transduction; microtubule cytoskeleton organization; protein phosphorylation
Cellular component (GO): cytoplasm
Molecular function (GO): ATP binding; tau-protein kinase activity
Source: RefSeq, a predicted model, not a curated record
AUGAGUGACUCGGAUUCGAGCAAGCGGACCGGCAGGUCACAGUCUUUACCUUUGAGCCAGUUCCCCCGGUUACACGAAGCUGAUGCGACGACGCUUUCAACUGACAAUGCGACGAAUACUACGCCGUCCUUGAGCCAUGGCGACGGGAGGAAUUACUCGACGCUGGUAUAUAAAGACCAUGACCCAGCGAAUGUAACUCAGCACCACCACCACGGCCUACCAUCACUUCAUAUUCGCACGGAUAUCGCAGGACCAGUAUCAAUGGAUGCCGUCAAGGAGAAUGACCCCUAUUUGAACCAAAGCCUCUCGCCUGGAAGUAUUCCCCGGCGCACCCCAAGUCUUCGCGCGAUGCUUGCUACCUCGGCCCCUAAUGAGGGGCUUUCACCCGCGUCAAUAUCAUCUCCCCAAUUAGUGGCGAUGGGCGACAUCACGCCUUUGCCAUCGCCGAUUGGUGGUAUGACUUCUUGGAGACAUCGGCGCGGCUCACAGUCCUUAUCGCGUACCUCUUCAGCCAUGUCACGGAAUGGGUCCAGCCUCAGCUUGCGUCUCAGUGACUCUUCGCAGAUGCUGGGGCCCGCCGAGUCUCGAUCGCGCAAACAAUAUCCGGCCUUGGGAAAAGCCACUGCUGAAAUUUCUCCAGAGGCGCCCGACAAAGGACCCCAAGAGACGGCUCACAAGCAUGCGCGCAAUCGAAGUCUCAGCGAGUAUGUGCCCCCCGGUCGAAGCGUGCCCAUCAAGCCGCGUCCGAUCGCGGUGUCGGGAGCCGGUUUACCCCAGGGUAUGACUUCGUCGGUGAGUACCGAUUCGAAAACAACCAACCUCCACCGCGAAGAAUAUCUAGCCAUCCAGCGGGGCAUUGCUUUACCCACCGUCCGGCCCCCUACUCCGCCCCGAAGCAGGGGCAAUGAAGCGGGCGAUGUUGAAUCCGUCAUUCUUCAAUCUCCGUUGCCUGAUGCCUCGGAGGAGAUUUAUUCAGUGCGCUCCAUUCGAACUGAUCAACCGCGAAAGUAUCGCAAGCUGCGUCAAUUGGGCCAGGGCACUUUCAGUCAAGUCUCCCUGGCAGUGCGCAUGGAGAACCGAGAAAGCAGCGAAGUCCACGAUGGCCCUGUUGUAGACGGCCUAGCGCCUGCAGCCCAGAAGUUGGUUGCUGUCAAGAUUAUUGAGUUCGGACCGGCUGGUGGUGCAGAUGAAGAGCGAUUGGAAGUUUCCCUCAAGCGGGAAGUGGAGAUCCUCAAGUCCGUCAACCAUCCGUCUCUUGUGCAACUCAAGGCGUUUGGAAGCGACGAGAAGCGUGCGCUCCUGGUUUUAGAUUACUGUCCUGGUGGCGACCUUUUCGAUGUUGCUGCAUCGGGUGUCAAGCCUAUGAGCGCAGCACUCAUCCGCCGGAUCUUCGCAGAACUUGUGGACGCAGUGCGGUAUCUGCAUGGCAAUUACAUUGUGCACCGAGACAUCAAACUCGAGAACGUGCUUGUCACGCUUCCUCCCACGGCGAUGGAGAAGAUUACUGACUGGCGCACAUAUGACCGCGCUGUUGUCACGUUGAGCGAUCUCGGGCUUUCCAGACGUAUCCCCGAGCCUCCUGAAAGUCCGUUGCUUCAGACCCGUUGUGGAAGUGAAGAUUACGCGGCGCCAGAGAUUCUGAUGGGACAACCAUACGACGGACGGUCGACUGAUGCAUGGGCCCUGGGAGUGCUCCUCUAUGCCAUGAUGGAGAAUCGGUUGCCGUUUGAUGCCUUGCCUGGUGCCCGAGGCGACCCCGACAAACUUCGAGCCCGGACACCGCACCGCAUCGCUCGAUGCGAAUGGGCGUGGUAUAGAUAUGCCGACAGUGAUGGCGAGUGGGAUCCUGUCAAGGGAAAGGACCUGGAAGGUGCUCGUGAGUGCGUCGAGGGCCUACUGAAGCGCAACACCAGGCGAAAGGGCCUCGACGAGAUUGCGGCCCUGGACUGGGUCAAAGAUGCAAUUGAUGUUCCAGGUGGGCUCAAGCGAGGGGACAGGGAAGUGCCAUAG